This is a messenger RNA of Nymphalis io (European peacock), 12068 nucleotides long. RefSeq names its product zinc finger SWIM domain-containing protein 8 homolog (gene Dora). Gene Ontology annotation, molecular function: zinc ion binding. The record is from RefSeq and is a predicted model, not a curated record. Gene Ontology annotation, cellular component: Cul2-RING ubiquitin ligase complex. Lineage: Eukaryota; Metazoa; Arthropoda; Insecta; Lepidoptera; Nymphalidae. Bases 791 to 5410 code for a protein of 1539 amino acids. The transcript is spliced from 28 exons.
AUUGAACGGCCAUAUUUGUUAUUGUGCUCCAUAAGAAUUUAUUUAGAUUGAUGGAAUUCUGACUAGGAAGUGAUAAUAUUUUCUAAGUUUGUGAUGUAUUUAAUUUCUAUGCAUACUGAUAAUACGAAAUUUGUCCAGGCGCAUAAAAUCUUCAGUGUGUAGGGGAGCAUGCAUAUUUAGCGUUGUGGAUACCCCCUAGAAGUAAUUCGCUGAAUUUCUGCAGCGAAUCUGUUCUUCUAAUUUAGUAUUAAACAGCGAUAAAGUGGCGGGGGCUUCAAAUAAUAAUGGGAAAGGGGGACGAUCAGCCGCCCCAGUCGACGUGGGAUCUCCUUUACUCGACUGGGAGGAAGGAGAUCAUUUUAGUUUUGAAGACUCAGAGCGUUUUGAAGAAGAUUCUUUGUGCAGCUGGACCUCAGAACCUGAGAGUCUGUGCAAUAAUUGGCGAGGAUGGAGAAGACCAAAUCUUCAAAACACUUUCGGUAUUCGCACCACCAAAAAAACAAGUCAAGAAAAAUCAGUAUCAAGCCUUAGUGAAUUAGCAGCAAAGUGUGUAGCUUGUCAUAUUCCCUUUGAGUUGGUUGAAAAUGUUUAUCCACCUGUGCCUGAACAACUUCAACUUCAAAUUGCCUUCUGGAGUUUUCCUGACAGUGAAGAUGACAUUCGACUUUAUUCUUGCCUUGCAAAUGGAUCGGCUGAUGAGUUUCAGAAAGGGGAACAUUUAUUCAGAGACAGAGCUGUUAAAGAUGUCCUACAGAUCGGCUUCCAUUUAUCUGCUACUGUUAUACUAAGUAUGACAAGAGCUCAAUACAAUGUAGCAGUCACAUUUGACAGACAAAAGAUUUCUUCCUGCAAUUGUACCUGCUCAUCAUCGGCCCACUGGUGCUCUCACAUUGUUGCUGUUUGUCUUUACAGAAUACAUUUACCGACACAGGUCUGCUUAAGAGCACCAGUGUCAGAAUCAUUACAGAGAUUACGAAGAGAUCAACUACAGAAAUUUGCCCAAUACCUUAUAUCGGAGUUACCACGUCAAGUAUUGCCCACGGCGCAGAGGAUUUUAGACGAGUUAUUGUCUGCUCAACCAAAUCAGAUAAAUACAACUUGUGGAGCGCCAGAUCCUACGGCUGGCGCAUCGGCUUAUGAGUUCACUUCUUGGUUUUUGGAUGAAAAGACAUUACAUAAUAACAUAAACAAAAUAUUAGUCAAGUUCUGUGUUCCAGCACCAAUAGUAUUCAGUGAUGUGAACUAUCUAAGCACCAGUGCCCCCCCAGCUGCCGCCGAAUGGUCAUCACUAUUGCGACCACUUAGAGGCAGAGAACCCGAAGGAAUGUGGAAUUUGUUGUCUAUUGUACGGGAAAUGUUUAAACGAAGUGAUCGUAAUGCCAUACCUCUGCUCGAAAUUAUUACUGAGGAAGUGAUGGCUUGUGAGCAGAUUAUAGUUUGGUGGUACAGUACGAAGGCAGCUCUGGUGGCUUGGGGGGGCGGCGGCAAACACGGCGCCGCGGGCAACUCCGCCGCGCAGCACGCCUGCUCCUCGCUCUGCGACGAGGUGGUAGUACUGUGGCGUCUGGCUGCUCUGAACCCGGGCCUGGCGCCUCACGAACGAGAUACACUGCACGAACAGUUUGCCCAGUGGCAUACGAAGGUUCUAGAGAAGGUGGCAAAGAAUCGGAACAGCCACAUGAACACGCCCUCGUCGCACCCGCGGCACUCGCGCGCGCACUCGCAUCCGCCCUACAUCAACGGGAUCAGUGAGAACGAAGUGUUUCCCGGAUUCCAUCCCGCCAUGGAAGCCUGUUUCCUCGAGUGGGACGACUAUCAGAUAGCCGGUGUCACGUAUACUAAAGACCUCAAUCCGCUCUACCAUAGUCCAUUUACCAUUUUCCGACAUACGGAUAAGAAUGAUAGCGUUCAUCAGGUUAACUCUUCAAAAGCAGUGCUAAAUAAUGAGAUGUCACUGAGUUAUCGUCUAACAAAUCCAGAUCCGUCACAUAUUGGACAUCGCAAAUUGCUUCAUAGAAACAAUCGAGUAACAGUUGAUAUAGCUAUCCCCGGACCGUCCAAUCAGGCUCGUGGUUCGGGUGAAGGUCCCAGCGACCUAGUACGGGAUUCUGGUCCAAGUGACGGAAAUCAUUCCAGUGUGUCAUCCGAAGGCUUUUGCGAGAACGAAGAGGAAAUACUGCACCAGAGCGGUGGAGACACGGACUCGCAGGAGUCGAGCUCGGCCGGCGCGUCGUCCGACGACGCCGUGCGGCGCGUGUCUCACGACGACUCCGUCUCCGACGACGACUGCAACCUCUACUACUACGACGCCACGGCCGCGAGGCGGGUCGCCGUCGACAGCGCUAACCCGAAUCUAAAUCUUAAUUCUAGCGGCAGCGGAAGCCGCAAUGGAGGAGGCUCGAGCUCGUUCGCGAAUUGGGGCUGCGGCUGGGAGGUAUCGUUUGCGCGCGCAGAGGGGCUGCACGCACACGGACACGCACGGGAAGCCUGCGCACUCGGCGCUUGCUUAGCAGCUGAGCUCCUCGCGAGUCCGCCCGCUCUCGUGUCUCGGUCGAUAGGGUCGGCGGCGAGCACCAGCGUGGGCGCCAGCGUGGGCUCCGUGCUGAGCGCGGCGGCCGAGGCGCGGCGCGCGCGGCGCCGGCACGCGCCCUCGCCGCGCCUGUGCGCCGCCAGCCACCGCCUGUCGUGUCUCGCGUCCGCCACGCUCGCCAAGUGCGCCUUCCUUUGCACGGUGUUAGCAGAGUUUAAUGAACAUCAUGAAUUGGCUUUUCGAGUUGGAUUAUACGCUCUGGAAAUGGCUCGACCGCCUGCUAGUACGAAAGCUCUCGAAGUAAAGCUUAAUAACCAGGAGACGGAACUUGUUGCGUUGUUGAAAAAACUUCCCACUGGUAUUGAACAGCUACUGUUAGCUAGAGAGAAAGCAGAACAGUUACGAGACGGAACUCUCAGAAAUCGUGGCCCAGCCUUACUUCCUAUUGCAUUGGCGAGCUUCCUGUUUGAUGUUCUCGUUCUAUCGGCUACCGAUAAAGAGAAUAAACACUCAGUAUGUUUACCCUUGUAUACUAUAUUUGCAAGAUUACCAUCGGACGAGAUGUUAGGGUUCGAAUCUGCCGUAGCAGCUUUAGGUCUGAAGGCGAAUGUAUCAGAAGCUGAUCAUCCAUUGCUUUGCGAAGGAACACGAAGACAACGAGGAGAACUGGCAAUAACUCUCUUAUCCUUUUAUAAGGAUGAUCCUGUUAAAUUAGCUAGGAUCAUGAACAAGCUACUGGACCGUGAAAUCCAUCAACUAACGAAGAAUCCAAUGGUUAGCAUGUAUUACACAAACAACCCGCGCCUAGCCGCCUACCGCACUGAUACCGCACAAUAUAACCAUCAAGUCCAUUCCGUGCACGCGCAGCAUUCUGCACCUGUCUUACAACAAUCAGCAUCGGCGUGUCCGCUGGUAGGCGACAUGGAGCGGCUGUCUGUGUCGGAGGGUGUCCCCUCCCCGCCCGCCGCGCCGCUCUCCGCGCACCAGGCGCACGCCUCGCCACACGCGCCGCCCCACGCGCUGACCCAUGCGCCGACCCAUAUGCCGACCCACGUGCCGACCCACGCGUCAACCCACGCGUCAACCCACGCGUCGACCCAUGCGUCGACCCACGCGCCGCCGCACCAGACGCUGCCCAGGCUUAAGGACUCCAGAUACAAGGGUAAACGGCUGUACCCAUCGGUACCCAAUCAGCCAUCGGAAGCUUCAGCACAUUUUAUGUUUGAAUUAGCUAAAUCUGUGCUCUUCAAAGCUGGCGGCUCCUCCAGCACAAGUCUUUUCACAGAAACAUCGUGUGCCAGAGAGCAUCAUGGUCCGCAUAGAGGAUUACAUAUGGCGGCAUUCCAAUUGGGUCUAUACGCCUUAGGGCUCCACAAUUGUGUCAGCGCAAAUUGGCUCAGUCGUACUUAUUCUUCACAUGUAAGCUGGAUUACAGGGCAAGCUAUGGAUAUUGGAGCACCAGCAGUUUUGUUUCUAAUUGACGCCUGGGAGGGUCAUCUUACUCCACCAGAAGCUGCAGGAAUAGCAGAUAAGGCGUCGUCGGGCUGCGACGUGCACCUGGUGCGCGCGGCGGCCGAGCUGGCGCUGUCGGUGUUGCCGCACGCGCACGCGCUAAACUACAACGAGAUCCAGCGUGCCGUGCUGCAGUGCAAGGAGCAGGGCGACGCCAUGCUCGAGCGCGCCUGUCUCACCGUCGAGGCGGCCGCUAAGGGAGGUGGAGUGUACCCGGAAGUUCUGUAUACGGUGGCGCGCUACUGGCACGAGCUGUACAUGCGCCAGGCCAACGAGGAGGGCGACUGUGUAUUCGACGAGCCGGCCUACCGCGCGCCACCACCGCUGGCCAUGCCUCUACCCUACCCACUGCCCUACCCUUUCGCCUAUCACCCAUAUCCUCCUCCAAUCUAUCAGCUGCAAGUCACUCAUCCUCCUCAGUUCGGAGGCACAGCAACAGCCCACCCGGGUGCACAGUUCGCCCUGCAGCCCUACUUCGUGCGUGGGAUCGUAGCUCAGACGCACCCGCACCCGCAGCACGCGCCGCACCCGCCGCACCCGCAGCACGCGUCCCUGCCGCAGCACGUGACGCACCCGACGUCCAUAACGGUUAAUGAAAACGUAGUAUAUCAACAGCAUCCGGCACCCAUCCCAGUGUCGAUGCCGACCGGACACGUCCAAAUGCCCACACCUGGAGUCAGUACCGUCGGUGGCGUUGGCGGGGGAGUGAACGCAGUGGGUACAGUGACCACUGUCAGCGGAGUGGGUGCUGUCAGUGGAGUCAGCGGAACGAUUGGUACAGCCAAUGGCGUAGGGCCGCCGGCGUUGCCUCCAGCGCAACUGCGCCGCUUGCUAGCCGCCUAUCGCGUUGGAAUGUUAGCGCUGGAGACUCAGGCGCGUCGAGUACACGAUGACCGCCCUCAAAAUAAAUUUGGAAGAAACCCGCCGUACGGCGAGCACGUGAAGUGGCUGCUACGCAUAUCGAAGCGCCUGGGCGCGCAGUACCUGCACCAGUUCUGCGUGUGCGCGGUCAACUCGGUGGUGUCGCCCUUCGUGCUGUACGAGCUGUGCGUGGAGUCGGCGCACUGGCUGGCGCGUGGCGGCCCCCACCACCUCGUCAUGCAGCACCUGCGCGGCACGCUCGCGCCGCUCGUGCACAAGUGCCAGCAGAUGUACAUACAAUGCAUACAUCAGAAGCUUUACCACCUGACGGCCGUGGAGUACGAGGAGUUCGUCGGCAUCGUCCUGUCGGCGCGGACGGCCUUCCAACUGACGCCCGAGGGCAACACGCAAUUCAAGGAGUGGCUCUCAACUCUGCGCCGAUCCAAGUCGUGCAAGAAGGACCUGUGGACGCAGCUGAACGUGGCGUUGCAGACGAACGGCAAAUGACGCCGGCAGCCGAUAGUUUGUAGGAUGCGGUGCGCCGCGCGCAAACUGUCACACACCCGCCGCUGGCCGCGCUGCCGGCUCGUCUACCAGCUGCGCACCCUCUAACCGACUCGCACAUGAUGCUUGCAAUUCGUCACCCGUAAUAUGUUGAUGCAAGAUCGAUUUCACUCACGCCUUUACGCUACAACAUUCGGUGUACUUUUCUAUUCUGUUCCGAUAUUCGAAUGAUUGUAGUCUGAGGCAAUAUAUAUAAAUAUUCCCACUUUUUUUUUAAACGUAUUAAUGAAAUCGAUCUUUGCAAUUGUGAAAUUUUUCGAAAGAAUUAUUACAAUGUUAAGCAAAUUUAUAGAGUUAUAAUCGAUUACUGUCGAGACGAUCCGUUCGUGUGGUCAGACUUGGAUUAGAAUAUUGUGAGCGGCAAUGCUUAAAAUUAUUAUUGAUGCAACGAUAUGUUUCUGUCGAUAUACAAUCGAUAUUAAAGAUAUCUGAAAUUAUAGUCUGAACGAAUAAAAAAUAUUUUGAGUACAGAUUUAUAAUCGUAGAUAUGUCCUUACAUUGAGAUUACGUAGACAUGGCAAACAAUAAAAAAAAAUAUAACUAGUCUAGUGUCGAUUCGUAUAUUCAACUUAGAAUACGAAACGUAUCGAUGUAAGGCAAUUGGAAGCAAGGUAUUGGCGAUAGAAAUAUAUACCGGAACAAAAAUAUCGCCUUCAUAUCGCUAUUGUUUGCAUCCAUUAUUUAAAUACCUCUUUUAGUUUAAUUUGAAUUAAAACUUGAUAAUAGAAUCGAUCUCAGUUUAAGCAAUUAAAAAUAUAGGACUCAUUGAAAAUAAAAUGUUGCUAGCUCCGGGAGGUAUCUAAAUUUUACAAAAUAUUUUAGUGUUUUUACGAUUUCAUUAGUAGUAAUUCAUAUAAUAGUUCCUUAUAGGACAGUUCGCGUGGAGUAUUGUCGUUAAGACUUAACGAUCGAUUAAAACAAUUUAAUCUAUUAUUCAAACCAAUUCUUCCCUUAAUUAAAUAUUUUAAGUAUUUGAUAAAGUCUGCAUUAGUUAUAUGAAAUAAGUUACUUAAAGUUUUUAAUAUAACUCAAUUUAUUCUCCAACAUGUUCGACUAAAGUAAAGUAAAGCUCAUUUAAAGGUUGUGUCUAAAGUAGUUCGACAUUUCGUUGUAAUUCGUAUACUUUUGUUAAAAGACUAGCGAGGCGAAUUAAUCGUUUAUUUUUUGAAAAAGGAGCUCGCAACAUUUCUCUUAUUUGCUUAAUUUGUUCAUUAUUUCACUGAAUCUUUUACUGUUAUCCGAAGCCAGUUAUUAGAUAUUAAGGUUUCUGUUUGCGUGUGUUGUGUUAUAUAGUCAGAAAUAGCACAAAAUGUUUUCAUAUAUUUUGCUCGCUUCAAUAUUCGUCCGUAUAUUAUUUUAAUACACUUUACUAGUCAACUUUUAGGGGCAUCGUUACCCGUCAAGUGGCUUUUUUAGUUAAUUUUUUUUUAAAUGAAACGUUUUAUUUCUAUAUCUUCUAAAAUGAUCUCUUAAUAGUGUUUGUUACUUUACGAGAGGUAUUGAAAUAAAAUAUAAGUGAUUAUAUUGUCCAUCUGAAUUAUUUUAGUGAUGCUGCAGCACAAUUUUAGGUGAAUUAUAUAUUUUUUUAUUUUGUCGAUAAUGGUAUCACUUUGAUAAACUUCCUUAAAUUAAUAUUGCUCAAUAAGUCUUUAAAAUAUUAAAAUAAUCGACGCGAGCCCCAUAAAUCACGAUUUCAAUUGUCCAUUUAUUUAACUAAAUUAAAGUGUUUUUACUUAUUGUGUUCGCAUUGUACUCGUUUAUUAUUUAAAUAUUGAUCUGACUGGUAACGUAAGUGAAGAAGAUGAUGUGAAAUGAUAAGAGAUAAUGUGACUCGUACGUGUUUUAAUAUAGAAAAAGUCAAAAUAUGAGCAUGUCGAUAAUAUGGUUAGUAUCCAGUAACUGUAUAACUUUAUAAUAUACUCUACGUAUGUCUGAUGAGACAUUGUCGCGUGCCACGUUUGGGAAUCACUGUAUGACCUUGUUUAACGAACAGGCAAGAUGAAAAUUCAAAAUUUACCAUAGUCCAUUUUAUAUUGAAAAUUGGCUAAGUCAUUUCAAGUGACCUAAAAUAGUCGUUAGACUACAGAUUUAUUAGGCAGAAUGUAGAUGAUAGCCGUCGAUUCACUAUUUUUGAUAUAAUCUUGUCGAAAUUUGCAGUUUGAUGGACGUUUAAUAAAUAAGGAGUUGCGUUAAUACACGUAACGCGAGUUCGUUUAGCUAGAGUAACUUUAUUUACAAGUUUAUAUUAUAUGUAUUAUUAUAUUACUGUCGUAAAACAAUGUAGUAUCUUGAAAGCCCUUUGAAAUAUUACUAUAUUACGAGUAAGGUGUGGAAGUCGACGACUAAACUCGUCAUUCCGAUGUCUAGCAUAAUUUUUCAUCUGCAUUCGUAACGGUGUAGCAUUCGAUGUCGCUACUUUCGCAUUCGAAUGUAAAAUAUAAUCAUAUGAGAUACAUUUGAUAUCUUCCACUUUCGAAAGCAAUGUUAUGUAAUAUCAUCUUAGUAGAUACAAUAAAACUUAUAAUACUGUUUUAUAAAAUUGCGUUAAAAAAAUACCUUUUAAGAGUUAUAUCAAUUUAUUCUGUCCUAAGAGAUAGGAAGUUCCUCUUUAAAACUAACAUUCGUGAAUCUAGAUAAUAUCUUCAUUAGGUGAAGAAUAAGAAUAUUUUUAAAUUGUCGCUAGAUGAAAUUUGAUUUUGAAUAUUAUUAAUCAGUUCAAAAAUAUUGUUUUGGACGAAGGUAUUUUUUUAUAGUGUAGUGGAAGCUAGUGUUGAGCGCGGAAUAAGGUUUCUCUUCAAUUUGAUUUCUUAAAUACCGAUAGUAUUUCUCUUAAUAUAAAGAUCAAAGUGGCGGGAAAUACAUAUUACUAACAAAAUAAUAAUAAUAAUACAGUUAUUGAAACAUUGUUACAUUCGCGACCAUUUGUAAUUCAAACCAUUCUAAAAAAAUGUAUUUGAGUAUUAAACCAACCGGAGGCGGCAUUGCCCCUCUAUCGAAGGUCGAGCAGCUCACCGGACACGCAUUACAUACAACUAUUCGCCCCUAGUUCAGAACCAGAAAACAAACCAUGGCGGGAUGUGCUUAUAUGCACGAAUACCAAGAAAAUGUCGUAAAAUACUAAAAAUGACAACAAUUACAGUUGUCUUACAAAAAAAUAGUAGGCGUUAACUCAAUAAGAUAACAUGCCUUUAUAUUUUUAAGAAUUUUAUAUUUAUUUUAACUUCAGGUUGUGUUGUGCCAAUUUAGAUCGUAAAUAGAGUUUUACAGACAAAACCUGAUAAAUUGAUAGUACUAUUUCUAAUAGUUAAACACUGUUGGUCUAGUGUUUAAUGAUAUUAUUGUUUAUUUCGAUGCCCUGGUUUAGUAGUUAUUAAUUGAAUUAUUAUUUUCUGAAUAUGUCUAUUAAACGAUUGGUAAAACUGGUUACGUUCUUUGUAUAAAACCACAGGCUUCUCUCGUUCAAAUUUAUAGACUGUACUGAAAGUUCGAGGUCACCGGUAGAUUUAAUUGAUACUCAAAGAAAAUUAUAUCAGUAAUUUUUUAAAUUAUUCUUUCUUGGUUUAACUUUAACUACAAGAAUAUUUAAAAAAAAAGUCAUUUCAUGUCAACUUGAACUUCUUAAAAUAAAAAUUCUAAUUGUUUCUUCCAGUUACUUCCAGACUAAAAUUAUAAAAUAAAAAUAUUUACCGAAAAUAUUGUUGUUAAUAAAUUAGUUUAUGUGUGAAACAUUUGCAUUAACGUUACGUUUAAUAACUUCGACACUGAGUAUCGAGAAAGUUGUAUUUUUAUCAGACAUUGGAAUGGACGGUUUGUCGCCGGCCUCGGCAACGAAUAGAAUUAGUUCAAUAUUUUUAUUAAUUAGGUGUUUGUGCAUUCAUACGCGUGAAUGUUCUUUGCAUUCAGUAGGUAGUAAAUUUUAGAAUGCUAGUUAGUAUAAAUUCACUUUCGACAUCGAUGAAUGAAUUUCUAUCAUAAUCCUCUAAAUUGGCCUUCGCAUCGCACAUAAAUGUUCGAUGGUAUCUUUUAAACUUACCAAUUGACCCGUAGCUCUCUAGCUGCAGUAAGUACUUAUUGAUCCCAUAUAUGUUUCCGUUACCGAGUCGUUAAUAAUGCACUUUGAGAUUUAUGUAAAUUGAAUAAUGAACGUAUCAAUUAUUUUUCAGUAAAGUCAAGUAAGAUAAGAAAUUUUAGAAUUAUAGAACAAAUUGAAAGAGCUCUUGAGUAUAGUGUAGUUGCUAUUUCAAAUUAAAUACUUAAAAAUACUUCAUAGUAACUUGCCGUCCAUGAUUAUUUUGCAGCCUUUUCUCAAGGUACAUGUAAGAGUAAAUAAGAUAAUUUGCCAUUUAUGUACAUUUGCAUAUUUCUGAAUUAUAUUUCACGAACGAAAUCUGAGGAAUGUUUUACGAGUGUUUCGCUUUUGUGCAAAGUUGCAUGGAUUUACGAUAUAACUUCCGAAAUUUUAAGAACAGUCAGACUUUGUUAGCUGCAGUUGGAUCACUUUUGAGAACCCGUCAAAUUUCAGCGUCGAUUAGACGAUGAGUUGGGAUUAUCGAUCUUCCCGUUUCGUAACACAGUGGAUAUUGUUCUCGCUACUAUCUCUGUUAACUUUGCGCAGAAGCAAUUAUAAUGUAUCGGAAUUGCCGUUACUGCAUCUGUCAGAGUUCGCAAGUAAAAUGUCACGUAAAUUUUGCUCGAUAGGCAUUAUUAACAUUUUCUGGUAUUUUUAAGAACAUUAAAACAUAUUUCAAAUUUUCAGAAAAUAAUAUUUGAAGUAAAUUCGUUUCAAAAACCUAUUUUUACACUAUAUUAAUCAUAAUAUAUAAUAUUGAAAAAAAAAGAUGAGAAGGUAUAUCGUAGUUUCAUAAUUAUAAGACGUUAGUACGGAGCAUAUUUUAAUUAGAUGUUUAAUGCAUGUCAUAGUUGUAAUCUGCCCAGUUUCAAGCAAAAUUGCAAAAUUUCAUAAGCGUUGUGGUACUUUCAUUUGCAGAAUGUUGAUAUUUUACAUAUCAGUUGAAUUUACGUGCAAUUCUUUGGUUUCGUUAUAUACUCAAUUCUUCCAGUGUUCAAAAGUAUAAGUUUAUAAUCACAAUUUGUAGUAAUAUAUAAACCUAGAAACAUAACUAAUCAUAAGCAUGAACGACAUCAAUAUGGAUAUGACGUACAGUAAUUUGAUUUCAUCAUACAACACGCUAAUAAAGGUUUCGGUGUGCCCCGAGACCAGAAUUAUAACUUCCUUAUGCAGCCAAUAUUACUUGUAUGUCCGUUCCACGAUAUUUGUCUUUCUAUGUAUCAACCGUGUUGUGUAGAAAUGUUCCAAUCCACUUAAAAAAUUUAUUAAUAUUUCAAAGAUAAAACGAUUUUUAUAAUCACAGUACCUGUUACAUAAUGUUAUGAUUUUUUUUUAAAUAAUAUGCAACACGAUUUACUGUCACUAAAAAUAAUUUUCUUUUCUACUAUAUCUUAACAAUAUUUAGUGUCAGUAGUGUUUAUGCCGAUUGGAACAUUUCCACACCACGCUGUCCGUAUAAACAUGGGCCUCUCGAUUUAUCAUUUAUUAUAAUUUAGGUACAUUAAAACACUACUCUGGUUACAUAGUCAUAUCCAGAUGUAUAAAAUAGUCUAGUCGACUAAGAAAUCCACUCGAAGCCGUUGAUAUUUAAUAAUAUACCUAGGUCACAACACAGUCGCAGUGUAAUAUGAGCAGAACGCUUAAACUUGGUCUUGAUUAUUUAUCAUUUUAUACACCUGGAUUGUAGUUUUAUUAUAAACUAUGUAAGUGUGUUGUCCGCCUAUUUAAAGUGUAACCAUUACGAUUGGAAUGGCUACUUAUUAGUGUACGUAAUAAGUUUAUGAAUAUAUAUAAUAUUGUAUCGUCCAUAUCGCAUGUUUUCGUUCGGUAAUAAAACUAUAUCCCUGAUUUUUAAAUAUAUGAAUAAUGUGGAUGAAAUUUAUCUCUUUCUCUAAAGAUACCUUCGAUUUACUGGCUUCCAUGUAAUUAUUGCUGUAAUAAAGAAUGAUAUGAACAAGCGUCGAAAUAGUUAAUUGAAGUCUCAAUAUCAUCGGGAUGUCUGUAAACAAGUCUUGCUCGUAUUCAAAUAUAACAUAAUAUUACUGGAACCAUCCGUUACUUGUUUUCUGACAUCCUGCUUAAAUAUAAGAGUGCCCAUACAUUUUAUAUGAUUAUUAAAUUAUAAGCACUAGUGCUCCGUUGUCACAAAUGGUUGUAAUAAUAAAAAUUAUUAUUAUUAGUAAAUUGAUAGACUGUUGUGCACUAUUUCUGGUUCAACAGUGUCGACUCUUCCCCGCACGUUGUCGCUUUAUAUGCAAACAAUGUUUUCUCGUUCUGAACACUUUGUGAUGACAGGUUCGUGUUGAAUGGCUUGCGGUUGCAUGUGAAACUACAACGUAUGCGUUACAAAACAAUUGGUAUAUUUCCUAAUUGCAAUAUAUCUAACAUUAAAUAUAUGUUUUUACUUAAACUAAAAUAUUUCGACCUCUAAAUAAUUUUAAUAAUUACUUUUACGGAUACAUCUAAGUCUUUUUUGGCAAAAUAUUUGAAGUAACAUUAUUUAAUUAUUCAAUAUACUUAUUCUAUAUUUAA